Choloepus didactylus (southern two-toed sloth) is the source of this 3618-nucleotide messenger RNA. RefSeq names its product protein kinase C eta (gene PRKCH). The transcript is spliced from 14 exons. The record is from RefSeq and is a predicted model, not a curated record. Gene Ontology annotation, molecular function: ATP binding; diacylglycerol-dependent serine/threonine kinase activity. NCBI's taxonomy places the organism in Eukaryota, Metazoa, Chordata, Mammalia, Pilosa, Megalonychidae. Gene Ontology annotation, biological process: protein phosphorylation. The coding region runs from base 405 to 2456 and encodes 683 amino acids.
GGAGGCGGGGGCAAGAGACGCCUGGGGCUGGAGCUAACCGGACGGGUAGCUCCGGCUCUUCGGGGAGAGGAGCUUCCCGUCCCCGGAGAAGGGGCGAAUCCCACGCGAGUCCCCGGGAAGCGCCGUGCGCUCGAGAGGGACGAACCGGCUUCCCCUGCCCGCGGAAGGCUCGGCGCGCCGAGCUCCCCUCCUUUCCACCUCGGGAGGGAGGAAGGGAGGGAAGGAGGGGAGGGAAAGGUCCCGCGGAGGCGGCAGAAUGGCUGGUCGACGGGGGCUUAGACGCUACUUUUCCUCGGAGCUGCCUCCACUCCAGCGGCUGUCGCGAGGGCUGGCUUGAGCCGGGGCUUCCCGCUCUCCAGCUGUGAGCCAGCGCGGCCCCCCGGGGCUGGGGCAGCGGCGCCGUCAUGUCGUCCGGCACCAUGAAGUUCAAUGGCUACUUGAGGGUCCGCAUUGGCGAGGCCGUGGGGCUGCAGCCCACCCGCUGGUCCCUGCGCCACUCGCUUUUCAAGAAGGGCCACCAGCUGCUGGACCCCUACCUGACCGUGAGCGUGGACCAGGUGCGAGUGGGCCAGACCAGUACCAAGCAGAAGACCAACAAACCUACGUACAACGAGGAGUUCUGUGCCAACGUCACCGACGGCGGCCACCUCGAGCUGGCCGUCUUUCACGAGACGCCCUUAGGCUACGACCACUUCGUGGCCAACUGCACCCUGCAGUUCCAGGAGCUUCUGCGCACGACGGGCUCCUCGGACACCUUCGAGGGCUGGGUGGAUUUGGAGCCAGAGGGGAAAGUAUUUGUGGUAAUAACCUUAACAGGGAGUUUCACUGAAGCUACUCUCCAGAGAGACCGAAUCUUCAAACAUUUUACCAGGAAGCGCCAGAGGGCUAUGCGCAGGCGGGUCCACCAGAUCAACGGACACAAGUUUAUGGCCACAUACUUGAGGCAGCCCACAUACUGCUCUCACUGCAGGGAGUUCAUCUGGGGAGUGUUUGGGAAACAGGGUUAUCAAUGCCAAGUGUGCACCUGUGUCGUCCAUAAGCGCUGCCAUCACCUAAUUGUUACAGCCUGUACUUGCCAAAACAACAUUAACAAAGUGGAUUCAAAGAUUUCCGAACAGAGGUUUGGAAUCAACAUCCCACACAAAUUCAGCAUCCACAACUACAAAGUGCCAACGUUCUGUGAUCACUGUGGUUCCCUGCUCUGGGGGAUAAUGCGACAAGGACUCCAAUGUAAAAUAUGUAAAAUGAAUGUUCAUAUUCGAUGUCAAGCCAACGUAGCCCCAAACUGUGGGGUAAAUGCCGUGGAGCUAGCCAAGACCCUGGCAGGAAUGGGUCUCCAACCUGGAAACAUUUCUCCAACCUCGAAACUCGUUUCCAGAUCAACCCUAAGACGACAGGGAAAGGAAAACACCAAAGAAGGAAAUGGGAUUGGAGUUAAUUCUUCCAACCGACUUGGUAUCGACAACUUCGAAUUCAUCCGUGUGUUGGGGAAGGGGAGUUUUGGGAAGGUGAUGCUUGCCAGAAUAAAAGAAACUGGAGACCUCUACGCCGUGAAGGUGCUAAAGAAGGACGUGAUCCUCCAGGACGAUGAUGUGGAAUGUACAAUGACUGAGAAAAGGAUCCUGUCCUUGGCCCGCAACCACCCCUUCCUCACCCAGUUGUUCUGCUGCUUUCAGACCCCUGAUCGUCUGUUUUUUGUGAUGGAGUUUGUGAAUGGCGGCGACUUGAUGUUUCACAUUCAGAAGUCUCGUCGUUUUGAUGAAGCACGAGCUCGUUUCUAUGCUGCAGAAAUCAUUUCAGCUCUCAUGUUCCUACACGAGAAGGGAAUCAUCUAUAGAGAUCUGAAACUUGACAAUGUGUUGUUGGACCAUGAGGGCCACUGUAAACUGGCAGACUUCGGAAUGUGCAAGGAAGGGAUCUGUAACGGCGUCACCACAGCCACAUUUUGUGGCACACCUGACUAUAUUGCUCCAGAGAUCCUCCAGGAAAUGCUCUACGGGCCUGCGGUGGAUUGGUGGGCCAUGGGUGUGCUGCUCUAUGAGAUGCUCUGUGGCCAUGCGCCCUUUGAGGCAGAGAAUGAAGAUGACCUUUUUGAGGCCAUACUGAAUGAUGAAGUGGUCUACCCUACUUGGCUCCACGAAGAUGCCACAGGGAUCCUAAAAUCUUUCAUGACCAAGAACCCCACCAUGCGCUUGGGCAGCCUGACUCAGGGAGGUGAGCACGCCAUCUUGAGACACCCUUUCUUUAAGGAAAUCGACUGGGCCCAGCUGAACCAUCGCCAACUAGAACCACCUUUCAGACCCAGAAUCAAAUCCCGAGAAGAUGUCAGUAAUUUCGACCCCGACUUCAUAAAGGAAGAGCCAGUUUUAACCCCAAUUGAUGAGGGACAUCUUCCUAUGAUUAACCAGGAUGAGUUUAGAAACUUUUCCUAUGUGUCUCCAGAGUUGCAACCAUAGCCUUUUGGGGAAUGAGAGAGACAGUCCCAGAAUCAAAAGGGAAUAGAGAUUUUCCAGGAAUUUCCCUUUGUGGGAACUCCAAGCAUCAGCCUUAGAACAAAAAUCUUACCUUCAAGAAGCAAGCAGAGAAACUCUGUGAAGGACGGAACUUCAAGAAAUCAACUAUUUCAAGUCCUGAGGGAGCCAUGGUACUGGAAAUAGUUGAUACCAAAAUGAGAUUUCAUGAAGAAGUAUCUUGCUCAACCUAUGAGUUUUCAGAGGCUAUUUGGGGCUUGGGAGAUUAACAGGCCACAAGAAGAGACAGUGUGAAGAGUAAACCAGAUCCUAAAAAUUCUGAGCCAAACAGGCUUUUUACUUCAAGAGAUAAAUCAAGACUUUGACUCUAUGGACCCCUCUGUGCUCUUCCUUGGAGCCAAUGAACCUCCAGUACUGGCUGUCUGCAAGAGGCCAAUAAAUGCUAAUGAAGAAUUUAAAGGUCUUUUAAGAAAAGGAACGGCUUUUCAAAUAGAAAGAUCCACUCUGAAGAAACAAAAAUAGAUAUCAGUAAACCUCACAAAUCAGAUGCUGGGCAUGAAGACAACUGAUACAGCUUAUCCUCUUAUUCUUACUUUCAUUUAAUAGAUAUUUAUUGAGUGUCCAGUGAGAAGGUGCCAGAAUACCCAGUAGUAUGAACAGCGGAUCUGUGUUCAUGGGGCUUUCAUUCUAGUGUCCAUUAAUUUACCUGAAUAUUGUUGCAUUCUGUGAAAUGCCUUUCCAUGUCGCAUAUGUAGUUCUUAUUUGCCUGCACAUAACUCUUUUUCACAGAAGAAACAGGUCACUCAUCCAACAGCAAAUAUCCACAUGGUCAGCAGGCAGAGCUGGAGGCACUUGCUGCCUGCUGACCUGUGGAAUCUCAUCAUGGAACAGUGGCUCGAUAUUGCUCUGCACUCAUAAUGAAGAAUCGCAUUCCACUGAUGUCAACCAGACUCUGGCUUGUGUGUUAGCAGUUUAUUUAAAUUAUAUCUUAAGAGAAAAAGACAUUUGUUUGGUAUACCCUUUAAUAAUUAGUCGUGGAUCUUGCAGCAAGUACAUUUAUCAAAGGACCUCAUGAUAUGUAACCUUAUGUGUAUCACUGGAGAAUUUUAUCUGGCUGGAAAUAAAUGAAUUUUUUAGCAAAAGGAAA